CAAUCGAUCGAAUCGGAAUCGGGCUACGAUCCGAUCGAUUUGCUGAGUUGAUUUCAUCAUGGACGAAGUUUGGUUUCAGUUUUUUCCCACCAAAAUUUCCUUCUGAUUGAUUUUGUAUCCUUUUAAAAUGACACUAGUAUUCCUAGAACAACUACCUCUUCCAUCUCUCAAGACAUACGUAACUGUGAGUUUCCUCCUCUUCGUGUCGUCGUGUUUAUACGCGAUAAACACGAUAUGGAACUCAAACGAAGUCAAUACAGAAGACCUCAAGGAGAAACCAGAAACUACGAUAUACGACUUUAUGACAGCUGAUAAUUUUUGUUUCUGGUCAAAUUUGAAUAUGGCCUAUUGCUGUCUGUUUAUAUUCGGCAAAAUUAUACAAAGAGUUGUCUUUGGUGACUUAAGAGAAGCAGAACUCCAGCAAAUUCAAGACAGGUUUUGGAAUUUUGUUUUCUACAAGUUUAUCUUUAUAUUUGGUGUUCUGAAUGUCCAAAAAGUAGAUGAAGUGAUGUGGUGGACAGCCUGGUUCACUUUGCUGGGGUUUUUCCAAAUAUUUUCUCAGCUUUGCAAGAACAGGUUUGAAUAUUUGUCCUUCUCUCCAACUACCUCACCUGGAACCCAUGGCAAGAUCAUUGGUCUUUUGAUUGUUUUGYUGAUGUGUUGCAAUGGAUUGUUUUUUCUGUCUUUAUUCAUUGGUUGGCCUGAUGGAAUUCACACCUUCACAUUCAUGUUGGCAGAGUGUCUGCUGCUUUUUAUCAAAAUCGUUCAUGUUGGAAUAAGGUAUGGAAUUCACCUUUGGGAAAUUGGUCAUGUUGGUACAUGGGAAGGACGAGCUACAUGGUGUUACUACACGGACCUGUUACUGGAUCUGGGAACUUACUCAGUUGACUUGGUUCACCAUCUUCACAUGCUGCUGUGGUCUAAUAUAUUCCUGAGUAUGGCCAGCCUUGUUCUGUGUAUGCAGCUUCGUCAUCUGUUUUAUGAAAUCAAGAAAAGGCUUGCUAGACACAGGAACUUUAUUCGUAUCCUAAAGUGCAUGGAAAAGAAGUUUCCCACAGCAACAAAUGAAGAACUCGUCCUAAACAAUGAUGACUGUGCCAUUUGUUGGGACACGAUGGAGGUGGCAAGGAAGCUACCCUGUGGUCAUAUCUUUCACAGUUCCUGCCUUCGUUCUUGGUUAGAGAAUGAUACUUCUUGUCCCACAUGUCGCCAGUCAUUAGCAGAUGAUCUUCAGCCUGAGAACAACCAAGAAAAUGAACAGCCAAGAGGGAUGGCUGCAUUUAUGAUGGGCCAUGCCAUCCGGAGGAAUCACUUCUUUCACUUUGAUGGAACUCAAAUUGCCAGUUGGUUUCCAAGUUUCUCUGUUGAAGUCGUCCACUCCCAUGCAAACGAAAUAAAUGCAAAUCAACAACUCCCAGAAAGCCGACUAGAACUGAUGGCACAUCAGGUGCAAGACUUGUUUCCUCGUGUCCCAUUCAACAUCAUCAUUGAAGACCUGCGACAAACACACUCAGUUGAACUUACAACUGAUAAUUUCCUGGAAGGGAGGAUUGCAGUGCCAUCUGUAUGGACACCUCCUGAGCAACAACCAGAAAUAGAAGCUGAGCUGUUACAAACAAUACAUACAGCUGACAGUGAUGGUUCUCAGUCAGAUGAAACAGCAGAACGGAGCGAUACAGACCACAUAAGCAUAACCAGCCCUUGGAUAAUAGAAUCUGAUGAGGAAAUGCCAUCAACAUCAAAUCAGGAUGAAAUGAUGCCAACUGCUUCAGAUGAAACACCAAAUGAAGAAAACAGAGAUAUAACAGGUGCAGGCCAAGAUGAAAGACCACCAGAUGAAACACCAAAUGAAGAAAACAMAGAUAUAACAGGUGCAGGCCAAGAUGAAAGACCACCAGAUGAAACACCAAAUGAAGAAAACAGAGAUAUAACAGGUGCCGGCCAAGAUGAAAGACCACCAAUUGCAGAAAGCAGGGAUGACAUAACAUGCACAAAACACAGUCCCUCAGAAAUGGAUUCAACCUCUUAUGAAUUACCUUCUUCAGAAUUUCAUUCUUCAUCAGAGGAGAGACAGCUUUCAUUGAUGAGAAGAAAACAAGCAUUUUUCCAGACUGCAAGAAGGAGAUUCCUCGGAAAUAAGCCAUCAUCUAGUUAGAUGCAGUAAAUAAAAUCCAAGGAAAUGUUGGAACCUUAGUGAGUCGUCAAGAAUUGAGACUAGGAAAUUCUGUCAUCAAGGCUGAAUAAGACAAAUCUCUCAGCUAAGUCAAGGACAUACAAAGUGGAGUGGAGAUUAGGUUUUUAAUACCUAAUACACAAUUUGAACAAAUGUUGUCCAACUGACAUCCCCACUUAAGCCAGUCCAACUACCUUAAUGUAACUUCUAUCUACUAGCAAGAACAAGCAAAGCAAGAGAAUAUUAGAAAAGUUUAUAAAUGGCUUUAGGACCAAUGAACAUAAUUCAAUUCAUAUUAAACAAUUAGAAUUUGUAUCUCAGGUUUUUAGUUCAGUAAUGUCGCAGCCGGUAAAAAGAGCUGUUGAAAUUGGGGUAGUUUGUGGGGAUCCAGUAAACCCCCAGAAACCUCUAGAUCUGCCCCUGAAAGUAAGUAAAUUAUUCUAAUCAUACUUAACUUACCUUGUUAAUGUUGGGCUCUCACUGUAACAUACUGUCACAUUUCAAAUUUUAUACACGAAAAAAUCCUUCCACUGGACCGUUAAAUCUUGUAGUAACAUCAAUAUUAAUGAAUGAAAUGCAAGCAGUAUUUUGAAAUAUUAGUAACGAGCUAUUGACAUGACAUUGUGCUAUAAGGAUGUCAGCAAUGUGUUUUAUAUAUGGCCCAAAUUCUGUAUUUUAAAUAGUAGAUAUAAAUUUAUUUAAUAAAAUUAGUAGACACUU
This is a messenger RNA of Actinia tenebrosa (Australian red waratah sea anemone), 2893 nucleotides long. Its product is annotated as E3 ubiquitin-protein ligase AMFR. Lineage: Eukaryota; Metazoa; Cnidaria; Anthozoa; Actiniaria; Actiniidae. The record is from RefSeq and is a predicted model, not a curated record. Gene Ontology annotation, biological process: ubiquitin-dependent protein catabolic process; protein K48-linked ubiquitination; endoplasmic reticulum unfolded protein response. Gene Ontology annotation, molecular function: ubiquitin binding; ubiquitin protein ligase activity. Gene Ontology annotation, cellular component: endoplasmic reticulum; ubiquitin ligase complex; cytosol.